Molecule: messenger RNA, 1076 nt
Organism: Oryza sativa Japonica Group (Japanese rice)
Lineage: Eukaryota; Viridiplantae; Streptophyta; Magnoliopsida; Poales; Poaceae
Product: MFP1 attachment factor 1
Biological process (GO): mitotic cell cycle; lateral root development
Source: RefSeq, a predicted model, not a curated record
CUUGUGGGCUUUGUGGCAUUAGUCAAGUCAACUAGUCACAUGACAAAAGGAUCUACUCAUGUGUAGUGUAGCCCAUCAUUUUAUCCGUAUGACCGUUUCUCUCCAAAACGUGUGUAAAAGACUCCUUGCAGCCGACGCAGCGCAUCAAACUGCUUUACUACUCUGCUCCCCGACACCAACACAUGGCCACGAGCUCCCCCGCGCCGGCUCGGCCUCGCCGCCACCUCCCUUCUCCUUCGCCGUCUGGCCUCCCACGCGCCGCACGCGCGACGCCGUGGUGCGCCGCCUCGUCGCCGUCCUCUCCGGCGACACCACCACCGCCCUCCGCAAGCGCUACCGCUACGGCGCCGUCCCCGCCGCCGACGCCGAGCGCGCCGCGCGCGCCGUCGAGGCCCAGGCCUUCGACGCCGCCUCCGCCUCGUCAUCCUCCUCGUCCUCCGUGGAGGACGGCAUCGAGACGCUGCAGCUCUACUCCAGGGAGGUGAGCAACCGCCUCCUCGCGUUCGUCAGGUCCCGCUCCUCCGCCGCAGGCGCGCCCCCGGCCUCCGCGGCGGCCGGAGAGGUGGCCUGAGCUGCUCGCUCGGCCGCCGCUCCGUCCAUAGAUGUGUUUGAUUGAUGCAUUUUUGUUGAUGUUGUUUGGGAUUAUCUCAGAGGCUUAUUCUCUGGUGUGUAGUAAUUUGCUGGAUUUCUACCUGAUGUUCCACUUGAGUUGUGCAAGUAAAUGCUUCCAAUUUGUGAUUCUGUAGAAGGUAAAAUUGGUUCCAAUUUGUCUGCAAUUUGGUGAUGACUCAGGGACCUUGUAGGAACAAAUUGUUACUAUUAUUGGGAUUUGUUAAGAAAAAUACAUACAUCUGAGCUUGGCAACAGAGUAAUUUCUUGUUGGCAUGAGCUCUUGUGUGUGUGAAGAUUGAUUAUGUAUGUCACCUACUAAGGAUGCAUUGAAGUUCAUGUUUCUUAUCACCUUUACAGUAUCAUCAAGGAACAAAUGGCACAAUAAUUUUCCCUCUCUUUGUAUCCAUGUAUAAAUGUGGUUGGUUGCCAACCUGGCAGAGUUAUAUGCGUCUCUCCCUUGUUCA